AUGGACAAGGUUCAAAGUUCUUUCAUCUUUUUAGUUUUGUUUUUAACGGAAUGCCCAUUUCAUUUAUGCUUGCCUUAUGCAGCACUGAUUCCGCGUAGACCUGCUCUUGUCCAGGUCAUUGUGAUCGCCGGGGUUGCCCUCAGCAUCGCCCUGAUCUGCGGGGUCGUUGUCUUCUAUGUGGUGUAUAGACUUGUACAGGCUGAGGAAAGACAACAACUUGCGUUGCUUUAUAAAAAUGUCAGGAUACCAUUAUUAGGAGAGGAAGAGGAAGUCUCCGAGGAUGAGGGCCAGGACGAGUCCACUUACCUACUUCCAGAGAAUGAGAAGGAGCUGGAAAAGUUCAUUCAUUCAGUUAUUAGAUCAAAAAGAAGACAACAACUCGAAAAGAAGAGCUUGAAGAAGGAGCACAAUUUUGUCGAGCAAAUGAAAAUAGAGCAUGCUGUGUCUGCUGCAGAGAUGGGGACUGAGGGUGCCCACCAGCCGGGCGCGGGGUCAGCUGGCCGGUGA
This is a messenger RNA of Equus quagga, 507 nucleotides long. RefSeq names its product chromosome 13 C19orf18 homolog (gene C13H19orf18). NCBI's taxonomy places the organism in Eukaryota, Metazoa, Chordata, Mammalia, Perissodactyla, Equidae. The coding region runs from base 1 to 507 and encodes 168 amino acids. The transcript has 4 exons. The record is from RefSeq and is a predicted model, not a curated record.